Mytilus californianus (California mussel) is the source of this 1044-nucleotide messenger RNA. RefSeq lists its product as uncharacterized. The transcript has 4 exons. Gene Ontology annotation, molecular function: zinc ion binding. The record is from RefSeq and is a predicted model, not a curated record. Bases 19 to 1044 code for a protein of 341 amino acids. Lineage: Eukaryota; Metazoa; Mollusca; Bivalvia; Mytilida; Mytilidae.
UACAACUUUAAUCUGAAAAUGCCAAUGGAAACUUGUAAAGUAUGUGACAAAAACUCAGCGCAAUUCUUUGACUGUGAGAUUUGCAGACUGUAUUGCUGUAGAGAUUGCUAUUCGACACAUAUUGGUUCGUGUAAAUUUAUAAAAGAUGUUAAAUGCAGCAUAUGUACAAUUCACCAAGAGCAGGUAGAAAAAUAUUGUUUUAACUGUCGUCAGCUGAUAUGCCAUGAAUGCCUUAAAGGUGGUCAUCCAACACAUACUAUACUCCAGUUAGGUAUAGCAAUUAGCAAUAUCAAAUCAGGAAUACCAAACGCUGAGACAGAAUUAGCAGAAAAGGAUGAUAUGUGUCUGCAAAAUCUCGAUACAUAUCGAAGAAUACAACACGAUUACAAAGAUAUUGUUAGAAGGGUCAAAGAAGAGGAGACGAAAUGGAAUACAUUAAUAUCCGACAUAAGUCGAAGUCUUGUUCAACCACUAAAUACAAACAUAGAAUUGAUUGAGACAAAAUGCAAGGGAGUAGAAUAUACUUAUGAAAUGAUAAAAGAUACACAACAUCAAUUCAGAGACUUAGAAAUCACAAAAUUCCCACUGAAUUUUUUGUUCAAAUGGUCAAAUGCCAUGCAAUUAAAAGAUAAAAGUGAUGAAAGAUUAAUGGGAAAUGUCAUUAACAAACAGAUUAUAGAAAGAAGCGAACUAGAAAAAAGCAAAGAUAUGGGAUCGGUUUUCCAAAAUCUUGUGUCAAAUAUUGCGAAGAUGAAAGAUUCACCAGCUGAAACAAUGGACACACUUACAGCUCAAUUUUCAGAAUUUAGCCUGAAGGAACCGCCUUCUCAAACAAUGUCGGGCCGCCAAUUUCAAGACCAAGAAAAUUAUUGCAAAGACACAUCUGGAAAUGCAAUACAUUUAAAAGAACAAAGUUGCAAAGAAAUAAGCAAACCUUCACAACAUACUAAUGACUUAAAGCCAAAGAUAGACAUCUUUGAGAAAAGAGUUUCCGGUUUCAUGGUUAAAAAUGAAGAGAUGAAGCACAAAAUUAGGCAACAAUAA